Molecule: messenger RNA, 1191 nt
Organism: Penicillium atrosanguineum
Lineage: Eukaryota; Fungi; Ascomycota; Eurotiomycetes; Eurotiales; Aspergillaceae
Product: fungal specific transcription factor domain-containing protein
Exons: 1
Coding region: 1-1191 (396 amino acids)
Biological process (GO): DNA-templated transcription
Molecular function (GO): DNA binding; zinc ion binding
Source: RefSeq, a predicted model, not a curated record
AUGCGGCAGUCGACCGAGCCUGCCGAAUGGUCUCCAUCCGCGAUCUACGGACGCAUUAAGACGUUGAUUUUCCUGCGGCAUGACCCUGCUCCAUUUCAUAUGCUCACAAGCCUCUGUAUCUUGGGUAUCUGGCUCGCUUACUCCCCCGAAGACUUUGUUCUGGAUAAUUGUUGGCAAUGGAUAGGUAUGGCCAUUCGGCUGGCUGUCCAGUUGCGAUUGCAUGAGCAGGAAACAUAUGCCACACUACACCAUCCUGGAAGGAUUAGAAGGAUAUGGUGGUAUCUCUUCAACAACGAUACAUUACAAAUGGCCUGCUCCGGACGCCCUGGGGUGUUCCCCUUGAAGCAGACUCGUGUGAGCUUACCGGUCCCGAGUGAUUUCGAUCACCAAGACACUGGCGCCCGGGUCUUCUGCGAGCUUACCUCCCUCUGCAAAUUGCUCAGAGUGAUCCUGGAGCAUGGCCAAGACGAUAGCUGUUCACAGGGAGAAGUUGAUUCAACAUUGGAUAAGCUUGGUCUAUGGAGACAACGCUUGCCUUCGGACCUGCAGCUUUUCGAUAUAUCUGCGAACACGAGGCAACCAUAUAAUCGCCAAGUUAUUGAACUGCACGUCAUCUAUCUGGCAACCACCAUAUUAGCCAGCUUCCUUAGUCGGCGCGACAAUCCAUCAUUGUUCAAAUACGCGUCAAUGGCAGCUUCAUCCUGCAUCUCCCGACUCUACGAAGAAAUUCUCCUUCACGAAGAAGUCACAUAUCUCCUCCCAAUACACUCUUGGGUGAACUUGGUUGCAGCUAUCCCACGAGCAUUCACUGAUAGCGAUACGUUGAACCCGGAGCGAGCCCACGAACUGAAAAUCAGCCAGCAGGUGCUGGACAAGCUAGGGGAGAAGCACACAUCCGCUGUUAUGAUUCGAACCCGGCUGGAAACACUCAGAAACCCCGGCGAGGGGGAAUUUUCUUCAUCUGCAGAUAUAUUGUGGCAUUCACUCCCUGCACCAGUCUUAGAUGAUAAGGAACAGCGUGUGCUCUUUUUGUUCCAUUUUCCUGUCAACUUCUCUCCGAUGUUGGAUUUUCUCAGCGCGGUGGGAAGUCUAGACCAGCAGCAACUCGAUUCUUUCGCCAUGGAUAAUAAUGCUGUGGAUUGGUCUAUCGAGUGGUCUUCGUUUUUAUUUGACAGUGCCAUGAGCGUGUAG